CAUAUUUUGUUGUUGUUUUGGCGUUUAGCGUCGUCUAAACGACGACUACCACGCUGUUCAGCUUUUUCAGUUUAGUGGCUCUGCACUCUGUAGUCGUUAUUUGAACUGAAGUCGUUUUGAAUCUUACAUGCUGAGCGCUGGAGCUGCGGCACACAGCGCACAGUUUGAUGUGUGUGGGUGCAUAGAAUAAAGAAAACUAUGGUUUGGGUGUGUUCGGUGAACGGAAAUUUUGGAUGAGCAGUAAUUAUUACACAUUUACACUGCUAAUUGUACCAACAUUGCAACAAUCAGUGUUCGACCGAAGUUCGUGCUCGAAGUCUCGAAAUGAUCGAGUUGUCGUCGCCGCCAAAAGUGUUGUGAGAUCGAUAAAACAUCUUAGCGAAUAACGAUAAAACUCGUCCGGUCGCACUAUGCGGCUGACCAAGCAGUCGGUCACUCUACUAUACCUGUCGUCGUGCACAAUUUUCGCUAAUUUGCUAUUCCUCUAUGGGUUCUUUUCGUUUGGCUACAACGACAGCCAUACGUCCACACCAAACGAUAUCCCGUCGACUAUAUGGCCGAACCAAAACAACUCGGAGCCUUGGCGUUUUGACAAUCGACGCUUGUAUCACAAGUCUGUGAACAAAGUUGUGUUGAUGGUAAUAGAUGGUAUUCGUUAUGAUUUUUUCACGGAAUCUGAAUAUAAUGUAAAUAUGCCAUUUUCUACUGAUCUUAUAAAGCAAAACCGGAGUUGUUUAUUCCGCACCAGAGUGAAUGCUCCUACAGUUACAAUGCCACGUAUAAAAGCCUUAACUACAGGUACAGUGCCAAAUUUUAUAGAUCUCGUGUUAAACCUGGAUAGUUCAGCUGUGCAACAAGACAGUAUUAUUUACCAAGCCUCUGCAGCUAAUAAACAAGUUAUAUUUUAUGGGGAUGAAACAUGGUUAAAAUUAUUUCCAAAUUCAUUUGUCAGACACGAUGGAACUACAUCUUUUUACAUAUCUGAUUACACUGAAGUUGAUAACAAUGUCACUCGUCAUCUAGAAAAUGAAUUAAAACCAACAGCCGAUUGGGACAUCAUGAUACUUCAUUAUUUAGGUCUUGAUCAUAUUGGACAUACAGGUGGACCUCGAAGUAAAUUGAUGCCAAAUAAAUUGUCUGAGAUGGAUAAUAUUAUUCGGCGUAUUGUAAAUUAUAUGGAUUCUGAAAAAUCUGAAUUGCCAUCCGUUUUAAUUGUUUGUGGUGAUCAUGGAAUGCGUGACAAUGGUGGCCAUGGUGGAUCCUCAACUGGUGAAGUGGUGGUUCCUUUAUUUGUUUAUUUUAAAAAUAAGAAAUGUGGUGGAUCCAUAAAAGAAGAAAUAAUGCAAACAGACUUUGUGCCAUCAAUUUCUGUAAUUAUGGGAUUACCAAUACCUUCAAGCAGUACGGGAAAGCUUAUAAAUAAAUUUUUGCAAAAUCUUAAUAUCAAUGAAAUUCUCUUUGCAUAUCAUUAUAACUCUCAGCAAAUGUAUACAAAUUAUAUUUCAAAAAAAGGAUUAAUGAAUAAAGCAUUUAUGAAAGAUUAUGAUGAUGCCAUUCUGUAUUAUUAUGAUUGGUUGAAAAGAGAAACUGCAUCAAUCAGUCAGGCACACCGUGUUAUUUUGUUGUAUGAAUCUGCACUGAGUGGUAUGAGUAACUUUAUAAUUGGAUCAAUAGCUAAAUUUGACGUGUUCCUCAUAAUUGUCUCAAUUGUAUUAUCUAUACAGGUGUGGUUGUUGCUCGUAGACUUUGACGCUGUAAAUAUCCAGUUUAUUAAAGUCAGCCGUUUGGUAUUCUUAAUGCUAAUUCGUUGGGCUGUUUGUGUAUGGUUACAAUGUGACAGUGUACUUUGCGAAUUCACGGCCACAUUUAAUUUAUUGGCGAGUGUUAUAAUCACAAUGUUUAUUAUAAACCUUGGUAGUUUUGGUUGGCCAAUUUCUACAUUAAUUAGAUUAGAGAUUCGCGAUUUCAAUAAUAAUAACUUAUUUUAUGUCUUGCCGGGCUUAUUCAUACAUGUAUUAAGCCUAUUUUCAUCAAGUUAUAUCGAAGAAGAGCAUCAAUUGUUGUAUCAUCUUUGGGCUGGAUUUUCUGCUAUUCAAGUAUACAAAACUUUUAUUUUGCAUAGUUAUACAACAACUGCUAAGUGGAUAGUAUCUAUGAUUUUGCAUCGAAUUUGUAAAAAUUUGAAUACUAUUGGUAAUCAAUCGUCAGGUGUUUAUAGUUUAGGAGAUUGGUUUCGUGAGUCCCAAAAUCAAAUUUAUUUGACUAUUCUAUUGGUUAUUGGUCUCUGCUGUAUAUUCUAUGCUAGUAUCAACAUUCACCGAGUCAUUAAAAACAAUAAGCGUUUCAAUAUAUUAAGUGCAAUUAUUUUUAUUUUAUACUUUUGGACUUUAUGCAGUGUUUAUAUGUAUAGGGUUGAAACUAAAGAAGUUGCUGUACCAUAUGGAUAUAAUAUAUUAAAGUUAAUAUUUUGUUUGCAUUCGUGGACCAUUGCAUGGUAUUUAUUAAUUGGAUGCCACACUUUUUUAGUCAUCAAACAAACUAAUCGAAAUAACAACAAGUUUAACAGUGCUGUUUGUUCAAUAAUAGUCUUGUUAAUGCUACGUUUGUCAUUAUUACUAAGACCUCAUAAUAUUUUGGUACCAGCUGUCUUAGUGUAUACUUGUAAACUCCUUCAAUUUAAAAGCUGGAAUACUUUGACCACAACUAUACUUCAUUAUUGGCUGUCGUUGAUGUUCUUUUUCUAUCAGGGUAAUUCAAACAGUGUUGGAACAUUAGACAUAGUGCCUGGGUACAUUGGUCAAACCAGUUAUGAUCCUGUUGUUGCAGGAAUCCAUAUUUUUACUCAUACGUAUGGUUUACCAAUGUUGGUUUACUUAUUCCUUGUUUUCGAUCAAAAGUUUUCAGGACUUCAAACACUUUGUAUGCUUAACGUCACUCAAUCGUGUGUAUACAACCUUGUUAUUUUAUUAUUUCGUAAUCAUUUAUUCAUAUGGUCAGUGUUUUCUCCAAAACUUUUGUAUAUUGUUAUGUUUACAUCUACAACAUAUGUUUUUUCUGCUCUAAUGAUUAUUCUAUUAACUUUAUGUAGAACUUCUACUAAAAAAGAAUUAGAAAUUUAAAUUUUUGCAUUUUGUGGGUAACAUUUUUAUUUUAUUGUUUAUAACUUUGUAUUAUUCUUGAUUGAUGGCUCAAUAUGCUAAUUACAAAUUAUUUUUAUAUUAAUUUAUACAAUUUUAUGGGUUAUAACUUAUAUUAAUAAGCAUUGUGUAUUUAAAUUGUAAGACUAUACUAUUAAUAUUUUAUUAUAAAUUACUUUUUAUACGACUUAUCUUAUUGAUAAGUCUUACUUCUCUAAUUAAAUUAUUUCUCUGUCAAAGAUUAUUAGUACAUAUGAUUAUUAUAAUUAUUUAUUAAUAAUUUUUAAACUUAUUAUAAACAUGUUAAGGGCUUUUGAGCCGGUGUGUUUUUUAGUAAAAAAAAAUGUUUUACAAGAAAACUCACGCCCUAGAAUACCUAGUCGGGUUUCGUUAUUUUAUUAGAUUCUGAGCGAAGCGAUGAAUGUAUUGAUUUUACAAUGAUGUGUGUUUUCUUUUAAUUUUUUUUUUUGUGUCUGUCAUCACCUUUUAGGACAGUAAAAGUGCUUGGAUUUUCUUCAACAGUAACUUUUCUAAUAGAAAAGUGAAUCUAGUUGGUACUUUUGGGGGGGGGGGGGGGGGGGGGGG
Messenger RNA from Metopolophium dirhodum (rose-grain aphid), 3722 nucleotides. RefSeq lists its product as uncharacterized. The transcript has 13 exons. The record is from RefSeq and is a predicted model, not a curated record. Gene Ontology annotation, cellular component: endoplasmic reticulum membrane. Gene Ontology annotation, biological process: GPI anchor biosynthetic process. Bases 411 to 3119 code for a protein of 902 amino acids. Lineage: Eukaryota; Metazoa; Arthropoda; Insecta; Hemiptera; Aphididae.